GACUGGGGAGUGGAGGACUGGCCAAUCUGGAAGGCACGGUGCGCGGGCUCCCUGGCAGCAUACAAGGCAUACGCAAAGACGGUCAUCACAGGACGCUGUCUUGCUGCCCGUGCGCAAGCCCUGGACGGCCACCCCUACGUCCAGUUGCGGCCGUGUGUGAGCCAGGAUCUUGCCAAGGGCUACGCCCUUGGGCUCCCUACCUCGUGUCUGCGUGCUCAGCGGUCGGUUUCGCGCCUCCGCGCGGGCCUCCUGACCCUCACGCACCGCAACCGCAGGCGCUCAUGGGCUAGGCUGCAGUACUGCAUUUUCUGCGAGGCCACCUUGGCUCCAGAAGAGGGCCUCUCCCAUGCUCUCAAUGUGUGCGGCGCAUGGACAAAGGGGCGCGCAGCCUUCGGCCAAGCCCCGGGGGUGGGCGCGGGCGCGGAGCCAGGGGCCUCCCUGGGGGCCGAACCGGGGUCGCCGGGCUACCAGCAGCUGGCAGAGUGGGCAGGUGCUCUGGACUCUAGUGCCACGGAGUUCUGGAGCGGAGCCCCUUGA
Molecule: messenger RNA, 537 nt
Organism: Prorocentrum cordatum
Lineage: Eukaryota; Dinophyceae; Prorocentrales; Prorocentraceae
Source: the annotation of a GenBank genome assembly